Messenger RNA from Trichophyton rubrum CBS 118892, 1095 nucleotides. RefSeq lists its product as uncharacterized. NCBI's taxonomy places the organism in Eukaryota, Fungi, Ascomycota, Eurotiomycetes, Onygenales, Arthrodermataceae. Bases 1 to 1095 code for a protein of 364 amino acids. The transcript has a single exon. The record is from RefSeq and is a predicted model, not a curated record.
AUGCCGCUGGAGCCUCCUUUCCCUCCUCUUUACAGGCAGUCCGCCGUCGAUACAGCUCUCGAUGCGCCGGACGACGGGAAGACGCAGGCUGGCCCAUCUUCGGCCGGCCGGCUGCGCAUCAAGCUCGAUCCCAUAGGCACGCUGCCCACCAUCGCUCGCGUCAAGGAGCCAUAUACCGCACACGAUACGAGACACGGCAGCCACAGCGUGUAUCUGGUCGAGGACGAGGGCAUCGACAGGUUUGUGGCGGGCGACUUGAGCGUCAAGCGGCUCAACGAUAUCCAUGGCCUGCUCUGGAUGGCCGGGCGGCCGCUGAACGCGCGCAAGAUGCAGCGGUAUAAGAUGAUCGGCUUCGAAUUCCUGCCCACGGAGCAGGCAGACCUGCAUCUCAUCCAUUUCUCGAACAAGAUCUACCUCAAGACGCUGCCGGACUACAUCCUCGACUACGACUUCUGGGAGAAAUACCUGUGCAAGGACGAGGCGCUGCACAAGCUGGCGUGCGGCUUCCUGCUCUCCUGGGUCUGGCUGAUAUGCUCGCCCAUCGACCUGCAGCUGGCCCAGGACGCCCAUCUCGUCUCGCCCCAGAUUAAAUGGCCGUGGUGGAAGCAGUUUGUCAAGGACUUCAACCGGCACGUCGACUUCAACGCCCUCGACAGAGUCAACAAGCGGUACCACUUCGGCGAGCUCAGGCUGGGCCGCAUCAACACCAUCUUCCGCCUGCGUUUCUUCCGCUCGCACUUCAUCCGCGGCUAUCUCUACAGUUAUAACCGCUACCAGGUCUUCUUUGAGCGCAACUUUGGCUGGCUCAUCGGGGCAUUCGUGUAUAUUUCGGUUGUGCUCUCGGCCAUGCAGGUCGGCACCGCCAUACGCCCGUUGAACGACAGCGAGGCCUUCCACCAGGCUUCGUACGGCGUUGUUGUCCUGUCUAUCGUUGCAGUGGCUGCCUGUCUAGCCUUUGUUGUCAUUCUCUUCUCCUGGAUCUACCUCUAUAACAUGGUGGCUGCCAUCUGGCACUCCCGCAGCGAGAGGCAGAAGAGGAAGAAACUCGCUGCCAUGCUGGCUCAAAAGUCGGUGCUCGCUGAUGGAGCUCCAUAA